Molecule: messenger RNA, 276 nt
Organism: Haemonchus placei
Lineage: Eukaryota; Metazoa; Nematoda; Chromadorea; Rhabditida; Trichostrongylidae
Source: the annotation of a GenBank genome assembly
AUGGACGUCGAUGAAACCAUACUAGGUGGCCCACUUCCAAGCCAUACCAUUCAUCGGUUCGUGCUCCCUGUAGACGGUCUUCUUAUGGAGUGCUACGGUGUCGGUGAGCUAAAGUUUUACAUCCACAGGACUCAGGACAGUCUUCAGAAGGCGAUCAAGGCACUCCAUAAAUUGGAGAGCAAGAUUGGAGGAUCGACUGGGGAAUUCGCUGCAUACAGAAAAACGUUGAAAGAAAUCGGCAAUGACCUUGCUGUUGUGGGAAAGAGCGCAGAAUAA